AUGGCUGACAAAGGACUCGAGGAUGUCCCCGAGGGACAGAUCGAGUCUAACUACGACGAGACCGUCGACUCCUUUGAUGACAUGAACCUCAAGUCUGAGCUCCUCCGAGGUGUCUACGCCUACGGUUUCGAGCGUCCCUCUGCUAUCCAGCAGCGUGCUAUCAUGCCUGUUAUCAAGGGCCACGAUGUCAUUGCCCAGGCCCAGUCCGGUACUGGAAAGACUGCCACUUUCUCCAUCUCCGUUCUCCAGAAGAUCGACCCCGCCGUCAAGCAGUGCCAGGCUCUGAUCCUUGCCCCCACCCGUGAGCUGGCCCAGCAGAUCCAGAAGGUCGUUGUCGCUAUUGGCGACUUCAUGAACGUUGAGUGCCACGCCUGCAUUGGUGGCACCAGCGUCCGUGAGGACAUGAAGGCCCUCCAGGACGGCCCCCAGGUCGUUGUCGGUACCCCCGGCCGUGUCCACGACAUGAUCCAGCGUCGUUUCCUCAAGACCGACGCCAUGAAGAUGUUCGUCCUCGACGAGGCCGAUGAGAUGCUUUCUCGUGGUUUCACCGACCAAAUCUACGACAUCUUCCAGCUCCUUCCUCAGUCCACCCAGGUUGUCCUGCUCUCCGCUACCAUGCCCCAGGACGUCCUUGAGGUCACCACCCGAUUCAUGCGUGACCCCGUCCGUAUCCUCGUCAAGAAGGACGAGCUUACCCUGGAAGGUAUCAAGCAGUUCUACAUUGCUGUCGAGAAGGAGGAGUGGAAGCUCGACACCCUGUCCGAUCUGUACGAGACCGUGACCAUUACCCAGGCCGUCAUCUUCUGCAACACCCGCAGAAAGGUCGACUGGCUGACUGACAAGCUGACUGCCCGUGACUUCACCGUCUCUGCCAUGCACGGUGACAUGGACCAGGCUCAGCGUGACCUGAUUAUGAAGGAGUUCCGAUCCGGCUCCUCUCGUGUCCUGAUCGCCACUGACCUGCUGGCCCGUGGUAUCGAUGUCCAGCAGGUUUCCCUGGUCAUCAACUACGAUCUCCCCGCCAACCGGGAGAACUACAUCCACCGUAUCGGUCGUGGUGGUCGUUUCGGCCGAAAGGGUGUUGCCAUCAACUUUGUCACCGCCGACGAUGUCCGCAUGAUGCGUGAGAUUGAACAGUUCUACAGCACCCAGAUUGAGGAAAUGCCCAUGAACGUUGCCGAUCUCAUCUAA
Molecule: messenger RNA, 1191 nt
Organism: Trichoderma breve
Lineage: Eukaryota; Fungi; Ascomycota; Sordariomycetes; Hypocreales; Hypocreaceae
Product: DEAD/DEAH box helicase domain-containing protein
Exons: 4
Coding region: 1-1191 (396 amino acids)
Molecular function (GO): ATP binding; RNA helicase activity; RNA binding
Source: RefSeq, a predicted model, not a curated record